Molecule: messenger RNA, 1897 nt
Organism: Xenopus laevis (African clawed frog)
Lineage: Eukaryota; Metazoa; Chordata; Amphibia; Anura; Pipidae
Gene: harbi1.L
Product: harbinger transposase derived 1 L homeolog
Exons: 4
Coding region: 500-1543 (347 amino acids)
Cellular component (GO): cytoplasm; nucleus
Source: RefSeq, a predicted model, not a curated record
GUGUUAGUGGGGAGCAGACUGUUUGGGCAUCUGGCCGCGGCCUUGUUUUUAUAAUUAAUACUAAAAAAGGAAAAUGUUCUAAUAAAUAAUCGAUCACGUGUGGGGAAGGUCGUGCAAUCGAUUCUAUAGUUGAACUCAAUCAAAUGGUGUCCCGGGCAUGAACUAGUUAGAUCUUGUAGUUGUACCACUCACGAUCUGCCCCUCAAUUCCUCCAUCAGAUGGAAAUGUACACAGAGAGUUGCAGUCCAACUAGAGCUGCCGGGGUAUAAAUGCUGUGAUUAAAUCAUACUGGGGCCUUGAGUGAAACUUUGUCUCAUUAGAUCCCUCCUAUUCCCCAGUAUAAGGGAGAUGUCCCAGGAAAGAUCUGUCAGCUGAGGUUUUAUCUCUUUAGCCAACAGCCCAUGAAGAAGAUGAGGACGUACAUGGAGACUUAAAGAGAGAGAGGUGCUAAUACAGGAUCGGAGCUGAAGCAUCCUGAGGGGGGAGCAUUUGCACAGAUAUGGCCGUACCCAUUACUGUCCUGGAUUGCGACUUGCUGCUGUAUGGCCGAGGGCAUCGCACGCUCGACCGAUUUCGCCUCGAUGAUGUCACAGACGAUUAUCUAGUGACCACUUAUGGCUUUCCCAGGCCGUUUAUUGAUUACCUUGUUGAUUUGUUGGGGGCCAGUCUAUCACGACCUACACAUCGAUCUCGCGCAAUCAGCCCUGAAACACAGAUCAUGGCUGCUCUUGGAUUCUAUACCUCGGGAUCCUUCCAGACUCGCAUGGGGGAUACAAUUGGGAUCAGCCAAGCUUCCAUGAGUCGCUGCGUGACUAACGUCACAGAGGCUCUGGUAGAGAGGGCAUCCCAGUUCAUCUCCUUCCCUAGAGAUGAAAGAUCAGUGCAAGGGCUGAAGGAUGAAUUCUACAAUCUGGCAGGGGUUCCUGGAGUUUUGGGGGUGGUAGACUGCACUCAAGUGAAUAUUAAAGCCCCAAAUUCAGAGGACUUGUCCUAUGUGAACAGCAGAGGCCUGCACUCCUUAAACUGCUUGCUUGUGUGUGAUGCCCGAGGUUCCCUGUUGUGGGCUGAGACCAGUCGUCUGGGCAGCAUGCAGGACAAUGCGGUGCUUCACCAAUCAGAGCUCAGCGGCCUGUUUGAAACUAAAAUGCACAAACAGGGCUGGCUGCUAGCGGAUAAUGCCUUCAUUCUGCGACCUUGGCUGAUGACACCGGUGCAGAUACCAGAAAGCCCAUCGGAUUAUCGCUACAACAUGGCGCACACUGCCACGCAUAGUGUGAUGGAGCGUACUCAGAGAUCCCUCCGACUACGUUUCCGUUGCCUUGAUGGGUCCAGGGCCACCCUGCAGUAUUCCCCUGAAAAAUCUGCUCAGAUAGUAUUGGCAUGCUGCAUUUUGCAUAAUAUUGCUCUGCAGCACGACCUUGAUAUUGUAAGCGAGUCUGGGGCAACCAGUCUGGAGCCUGAAGAAGAAUGUGUGCACAUGGAACCACUAGAGUCAGAGGCUUACCGUAUGAGGCAGGAGCUAAUCCUUACACAUUUCAGUUGAUAAAGAACUCCAAAUAUACUUUCUCCAUUGCUCCCAGUAAAUACAAUUGGCCGGGCCUCUGUUAUUGCCAGAAUUUCUUUUGUUGAUAAUGAAACUUUAAAGGGGUUGUUCACCUUAAUUAACUGUUAGUAUGAUGUAGAGCGUGAUAUUCUGAGCCAAUUUGCAAUUGGUUUUCAUUUUUUAUCAUUCAUUUGUUAUUUAGCUUUUUAUUCAGCAGCUCUCCCGUUUGCAGUUUUAGAAAUCCAGUUGCUAGGGUCCAAAUUCCCCUAGCAGCCAUGAAUUGAUUUGAAUAAGAGACUGGAAUAUGAAUAGGAGAGGCCUGAAUAGAAAGAUGAGAAAUAAAGAGUAGCAAUA